AUGCUCUAUCCACCAAGCCAAACCGGUUUCGGCCUCCUCUAGUCUUUACAACACUCCGUGGGAGGAAGUUAAUUGCCUCCAUUUACAGCUGAAGAGCGGGGAUCAGAACCCACAUCCGCGGCCCGAGGCUAAACCUGCGGGACGGGCGGAGCGGGGCUCGGAGCAAACCCUGCCCGGUCUGCACUGGCCUCUGGCCUGCGCAGCUCGGCCGCGCUGAGGCAGUGCGCACGCGCGCCGGCGCCUCCUCCCAGGCGUGCGGACUACAACCCCCAGGAUGCACCGGGCACGGCGACCUCGCAGAGCCCUUUUCAAACCGGCCAAUGGCUGCGCGCGGCGCUCCCACCGCGCCGCGUUUAAAUCCGGGCGGAGGCGUGUGUUUCGGGGCGUCGCAGCGGAUACAGACAGCCUUGCUGGUAGCUCCGGGCAUGGAAGGAGGCAGAGGCAGAGGCGGCAGUGACGGGCUACCAGCCGGCCAGGCCGGAGGAGCGGAGACGGAGGCUCCCAGGAAGGAGGGCGUCCUCCUCCUGGCCGACGAGAUGUUCGACUUCGACCUCUCGCUGUCGUCUCUCAGCGCCAGCGAGGACGACGAGGUGCUCUCCGGGCCCGCCCCCGGGGGCCCCCGCUGGAGCCCGCUGGCCGGGGAGGCGUUCGUGGAGGUGUGCCGGGAGGCGCGCCUGCUGGCCCUGCGGAUCGGGAGCCGCGGCCGGAGCGCGCCCGCGCCGGGGCCCGAGGCAGGGGGCCGGGGCGGGGAGCGCUUCAUCCAGGAGUCCCGGCUGAAGACGCUCCUGUUGGAGACGGAGAGCGGGACCAGGAAGAGCCCCGGCUCGCUGAAGAGGGAGACCUACUGCCUGACGGACAGCCCCGCGGCCGCGGGCCCCCCGCCCUCCCCACGGCCGGCUCUGCCCGCGGAGCCCAGCCCCGCGCCCCCUCCGCGCCCCGCCGUCCCUCAGAGGAAGGGCCUCAGCAGGCUGCCGCCGCCCCGCGCCGCCUCUGCCCGGGGAAGGGGCCUGCACGCCGCGGAGAAGCCUCCGAAAGAGAAGCCAGCCAGUCCUUCCAGGGUGAAAGCCCCAGGCGAGCAGGAACCCCACGGGGACAGGCCCCCCAACAAGGCCAGGGCGGCCCGGGACGCCCCCACCCUGCCAGCCAGCGGCAGCCACUUGGUCCAGGGCAAGCGAUCGCUCCCUGCUCCCAGCAAGCUGGGGCUGAAGAAGACGCAGCUGAGGCCGCCGGGCUGCGCCGUGGCCCCCGCACGCCAGCCCUGCGCCCGGGGGUCCGUGUCCGGCCUGAGCGCCCGCCCCUGCGCCUCUGCGGCCGCCGGCAGAGCCAGACCCAGCGUCCCCGCAGACCGUGCCCGGCCUCCAGCCCCCGGCCAGCCGGGCCGCGCCGGAGCCCCCGCCGCCCGGGCGCCCCCCCAGCCGCAGACGCCGGAGCCGGGCGGCGGGAGGCCGAGCCCCCGGCCCAGUCUGUCCAGCUCGCAGCUGCGCGGCCCCGGGAGCGCCCGGCGGGGCUCCCUGCUGAUGUCCCAGACGAAGGCCCCGCCCACCCCGCCCAGCCAGUUCAGAGUCCCCGCGUUCCCCGCUGGCGACAGCGCGACGCCCAGGCCCGCCGGGGCAUGGAGGCCGCAGUCCUGCUCGUCGGCGGGGAGGGGGGCCCCCAGCACUCCUGCUCGGCACCCCGCGGGGCCGGCCGCCAGGACCCCCGCCAGCACCGCACGCGCGUCCGGCCUGCCCACGCCUGCCAGCCGCCGGCUCUCUAGCCUCCCGCUGCUGACCCCUAACACCGGGCCCAGGACCCGGGCUUCUCCCCUGUGCCUGUCCGCGCGGCCCCUGCCGUCGGAGCCCCCGCGGACGUCAGAGAGAGUGGCGCCCAGGAGCGGGGGCGGCCAGGCCGUGGCCCCCGGCUCCGACGAGUCCUCGGACGGGAGUCUUUCCCCGGCUGUGCCGCAGGCGCUCCGCUUUUCCCCAGAGAAGAGCGAGGCCCCGGUUCCAGAAAGUGCCACCACAGAAAUAGCGCUGGACGCGGCCCGGCCCCCCGAGGAGGCGGCCCCCCGAGAGGCUGUCCUCGUGGACGUCCUGCUGGACGUGAGCGUCACUCCAAGCACCAGGUGCCCCCUCGGCGACCCCCCUCUCAUCGACGCCCCUCUCAUCGACCUGGGCGCCACCCCAGAGGCACCCGUGGCUCUGGGACCUGGAAGCCGGCCUCUGCUCGACCUCCUGGUGAACACCCCGGACACGGACAGGAAACCCGCGGCCAGGCCGCCCCCCGGGGUGGGACAGCUCAUCGACCUGUGCUCCCCGCUGAUCCAGCUGAGCCCGGAGGCCGACAAGGAGAACGUGGACUCGCCGCUCCUCAAGUUCUGAGCCGAGCCGCCCCACCCGUGCCCGCGGCGCCCACACCGUCCUAGUGGCGCCAGCCCUCCGGCCUGCCCCGUUGUAGAAAUUACACGGAGGAAAGUUCCAAACCUCUGGGAAUCCCGGGGCCGGGCUGCCCUCACUGCCGCCACUCGGUGAGCUGUCCAGUCAAAAAUCCACGUGAACUUUUUGAGUCUUUUUUUAAUGUAAAAUAGCAAAUGACUAUUUUAUGAACUAAGUGUGCAUAAAAGUAAAGUAUUCUAGGUUUAACUUAAAUUGUAAAAUAAGUGAACAUAAAUUAAAGCAUAUCUUGGUUUCAAA
Molecule: messenger RNA, 2672 nt
Organism: Pipistrellus kuhlii (Kuhl's pipistrelle)
Lineage: Eukaryota; Metazoa; Chordata; Mammalia; Chiroptera; Vespertilionidae
Gene: GTSE1
Product: G2 and S-phase expressed 1
Exons: 12
Coding region: 321-2360 (679 amino acids)
Cellular component (GO): microtubule cytoskeleton; cytoplasmic microtubule
Molecular function (GO): microtubule binding
Source: RefSeq, a predicted model, not a curated record